AUGCAGGAGAACAUUGCGCAUGCGCCGAACGGCCGGGCGCCGUCGCCAAGGAUGCCGCGGCGGGCGAUGGCGUGG
Gryllus bimaculatus (two-spotted cricket) is the source of this 75-nucleotide messenger RNA. Lineage: Eukaryota; Metazoa; Arthropoda; Insecta; Orthoptera; Gryllidae. The record is from the annotation of a GenBank genome assembly.